Molecule: messenger RNA, 335 nt
Organism: Schistosoma turkestanicum
Lineage: Eukaryota; Metazoa; Platyhelminthes; Trematoda; Strigeidida; Schistosomatidae
Source: the annotation of a GenBank genome assembly
GUAAAAGGACAACAAUUGAAUCAUUCAGAACAAUCUUACCUGAAUAUGCUGCAUUCAAUAGACAUUUAAAUUAUGAUGAACUCUCAGAACAAGGUAAAAAUAACAAUACCGAUGUCUUUGUGAAUUCAAAUAAUUCUAUCAUUCAAAGUGAUGAUCAUAUGAAUUAUGGUCCACAGACUUAUAAAAGUCGUAGUCCACGUAUACCUUUUUCACGUGAUCAAAUAAUUGGAUUAGAACAAAAAUUUCAAAAUUCAAAAUAUCUAAGUGGAUGGGAAGUGAAGCAAUUGGCAAAAAGCUUAAAUUUGACAGAGACUCGCGUAAGUAACUUUAUUUAA